AAGUGGUGAGGUCAGUUGUGACAGCGACUAUUGGCGGCGAAACUUAUUGCAAUUCAGCUGCUCUUUUAUUGAUAUUAAUAAAUGAAGUAAACUCUUUAUUUCUGUAUUUCGUUUGUGAAUCGAUGCGUUAAACGAACACGAAUUUUUUAGUUAAUUGCAAGCAUUUGAUUAAAAAAACGCAUCAAAAUGUACGUUAAAGUGAGAACAAUGGAUGGUAAACAGGAGGCACUAUUGACUAUUUCCAAAUUAACGGAGGUGGAAGAUUUUAAGCGUCAAAUUGAGCAAGAAUUUAAUGUGAAAGUCAAUUUGCAAAGAUUGUUUUUUCGAGGAAAGCAAUUAGAAAAUGGUUAUAAGCUUCAUGAUUAUAAUAUUAAUCUGAAUGAUGUAAUUCAGUUAAUGACCAGAGUAACUGAUGAAACAGAAACAGAAGCUACCUCCAGCAGUAGUAGCAGUAGUAGCAGUAGUAGCAAUAAUAAUAAUAAUGGUAGUAGUACUAACGGUAGUACUAAUAGUACUACUACUAGUUCUAAUAGUACUACUACUAGUUCUAAUCCCAAAAUAGAAGUUAUAGAUAAUUCUAAUGAAGAUGAAACGCUUGUUGAAACUGAAAGUUUGUAUUAUAAGAUUGGAGAUGCUGUAGAUUGUCUUGACCAAACUUAUGGAGCAUGGUUCGAGGCAAUAAUAUUAAAAAUAUUUAAAAAGGAGGACAAACUUAUUUAUAAUGUACGGUGGGAGUUUGAUGACAGUGCUCCAAAUUUUAAUGUACCUGAAUCAUCUGUAAGACCACGUGCAAGGCGUCUUAUACAGUUUGAUGGCUUAAAAAUAGGUCAAAAAGUAAUGAUCAAUCAUAAUGUUGAUGAUCCAAAAGAAACUGGACUCUGGUAUGAUUUCACAAUAUUCAAAACAGAUAAAAAGAGGAGAGCUCAGGAACUUGUAGGAACAUUGCAUAUUGGAAGGGAUCAACUGCUCGAGAAUCGUAAAGUGAAUCCUAAAAGCGAGAUUUUCGCAAUAGAGGAGCCAAAACUUCUUGGGGAGAGAACACCCGAAGAUGAACAGCAUAUGAUUAGUAAUGGUACACGAAGACGCGUACAAGCUAACUGUAAUGCGUGUUCGGAUAAUCCUCGCGCGAAGUGUAGGGAAUGCGGUUGCAGAGUCUGUGCUGGAAAAGAAGACGAACAUAAUCUUCUAUUAUGCGACGAGUGUAACUCUGCGUAUCACUUACGAUGUUUAAAUCCCCCCUUAACAUCUAUACCGGAAGAAGAUUAUUGGUAUUGCGCGGAAUGUAAAAAUGACGAAAACGAGAUCGUAAAGGCAGGCGACAAACUAAAACAGACGAAAAAAAAGACUACCGAGAAUAGUAACAGUAAGCGAGACUGGGGUAAAGGAAUGGCGUGCGUGGGAAGGACAAAAGAGUGCAGUAUUGUCCCACCAAAUCAUCGUGGACCCAUUCCAGGAGUAGAAGUUGGAAUGUGUUGGAUAUACAGAGUACAGGUAUCCGAGGUUGGUGUACAUAGACCGCACAUUGCCGGAAUUCACGGACGAGAAACUGACUGCGCAUAUUCUAUUGUGUUGUCUGGUGGUUACGAGGAUGAUAUUGACAAUGGCGAUGAAUUUAUGUAUACUGGGUCAGGUGGAAGGGAUUUGUCAGGGAACAAAAGGACGGCCGAGCAAAGUUGUGAUCAAACAUUGACGAGAAUGAAUAAAGCGUUAGCUGUAAACUGCAAUGCCAAACUCAAUGCAACUAAUGGUGCUACGGCUGAAGAUUGGAGAGGCGGUAUACCCGUAAGAGUAGUAAGGAACUUUAAGCUUGCUAAACAUAGUAAAUACGCACCUGAGGAAGGUAAUAGGUACGAUGGUAUAUAUAAGGUAGUAAAAUAUUAUCCAGACACAGGGAAAAGUGGUUUUCGUGUAUGGAGAUACUUAUUGAGGAGAGACGAUCCUGCACCCGCGCCAUGGACCAAAGAGGGUAAAGCACGAAUAAUCGAAUUGGGCUUCAAGCCAAUGUACCCGGAUGGAUAUCUAGAGGCGAUGGCAAAGAAUAAAACAAAUAAAAAACGAAAUGAGCUCACGGAAGAAAACUCUGUUGCUUCGAUAAAGUCGGAGCCACCUAAGAAGAAACGAAAACGCGAGAUUUAUAAAUUAGAGAGCAAAAUAGAGAAGUGUAUCGAUGAGGAUGAAGGAAAUGCAAAAUUAUGGGACGAAUGUCGUACAGCUUUAUCAAACGGGAAGGCUGGGUUUUUGCAACAUGUUUCAGAAAGAUUCACGUGUCCUUGCUGUUUGGAAGUGGUUUAUAAUCCAGUUACAACUCCGUGUGCGCACAACAUUUGUAUCGGUUGUUUGAAGCGCAGUUUUUCGUCUGGUGUGCAUUGCUGUCCAUCGUGUCGUCAUUUGUUAGACAAAAAUUAUAAAAUGGAAGUUAAUCAGUCUUUAUCAUCUUCACUGUUAUUGCUUUAUCCAGGUUACGGAGGUGGUAGAUAACAUUAACUUUUUGUAAAACAAUGAUUCUUUUUAAAAAUAAUGAAUUAAUGAAUUUGUGCCUUGAUCGUAUUAAAUCAUGUUUUUUUGUAAUUGACGGCACUAAAUUACGAGAAAUUUGUUAUAAUAUUUAUAUAUACAUAAACACAAAAGUGUGACGCAGAUACGCUCACAUUGUAGCAAAUUUGCCUUUGUAAUCCAUUGAAGUAACAACUUUAUUAUCAUCAUAUAUUUCUGUUGAUAAAAUGACUGAUAAUAUUAAUAACACCAAUAUAAGUGUAACAGUUUCA
This is a messenger RNA of Colletes gigas, 2765 nucleotides long. It is a transcript of the gene UHRF1, whose product is annotated as E3 ubiquitin-protein ligase UHRF1-like. Gene Ontology annotation, molecular function: protein binding; ubiquitin protein ligase activity. The record is from RefSeq and is a predicted model, not a curated record. The transcript has 8 exons. Gene Ontology annotation, biological process: negative regulation of gene expression via chromosomal CpG island methylation; protein ubiquitination. Bases 187 to 2478 code for a protein of 763 amino acids. Lineage: Eukaryota; Metazoa; Arthropoda; Insecta; Hymenoptera; Colletidae.